Molecule: messenger RNA, 2389 nt
Organism: Rotaria sordida
Lineage: Eukaryota; Metazoa; Rotifera; Eurotatoria; Philodinida; Philodinidae
Source: the annotation of a GenBank genome assembly
AUUCACUGGGUUUUUUCCCAAAAAAAAGAAAACAGUAACAAAUGCGAUGCGUAUUUAUAAAUCUGUUCAGAUCUGACGUCAUUUUUGGUCUUACAGAAACCUCACAGAUUUCUAUAGGUAUUCGUCGUAAUAUUUGGAUUGAACAGAAACAAGCAAAGUACAACAGUAUUUCACAAACGGAGAUCUCAUCAUUUCACACUAUUCAUCAUUAACAACAGUCGAAAAUACGAAGCCAACAACGAUGGAUACAUUCGUAAAUGCAUAUGAUGAAAAAAUUCGUCCUCUGAUGGACAAAAUAGAUCAAGCUCGAACCAUUUUAUCAUCGAGUAAUGAUGGUAUUAUUUUUCCCAAUGUGGUCGUAGUCGGCGAUCAGUCCAGUGGCAAAUCAACACUAUUAGAAGCAUUGUCUUUAGUUGAACUUCCAAAAGGUUCUGGUAUUGUUACAAGAUGUCCACUCGUUUUACGAUUACGUAAAGCCAAUGAACGACGAGUCUAUCACUUACAUAAUGAUAAUCGAAAAGUCCAAUUGGAUGAAUCGAAAUUAAAUAUCUUAGAUUAUAUCGAAGCAGAAACAAAAAAAUUAGCUGGUGUUCAUAAAAAUGUUGUUCAGGAUUUGAUCGAAUUACAAGUCGAAGAUCCAAAUGUACGUGAUUUAACUGUGGUCGAUUUACCUGGCAUCGCCAGAAAUCCUAUUGCCGAUCAACCACAAGACAUUCAUAAGCAAACAACCAAUUUGAUUCGCCAAUUUAUUCGUCAAGAAGGCAGUGUGAUUCUAUGUGUCUUUCCAGCAAAUGUCGAUAUCGCCACUGUCGAAUCAUUCACGUUAGCACGUGAAUUCGAUUCUGAAGGUAGUCGAACAAUUGGUGUUAUAACAAAAUCUGAUCUUGCUCCAGAUAAUACUGUAUUAGCUCAACAAUUACUAAUGGAAAAACCGGAUGUAUUUCAAUUAAAAUUAGGUUUUAUUGCUGUUCGUAAUCGAAGUACAGAUGAACGAAUUUCUCUUGAAGAUGCACGUAAACGUGAAGGAGAAUUUUUUCGUGAACAUUCCAUUUCAACUCUUGUCGGAUCAUAUUGUCUUGGUGUUGAUGCAUUAAUUAAUCGUUUAGCUGAUUUAUAUUCUGAUCGUGUUCGUGAAAUCUUUCCAAAAAUGAAAAAUGAUAUACAAAAAAAAUUAAAAGAAACUCGUGAACAAUUAGAAAAACUUCCACCAAGUUUAGAAACUGCUUCAGCACGUUUAACAAAAUAUUAUGAAUUAGCUGAAUUUUAUAUUGAAAAAAUUCUCAAACAACGUUUUACAAUUUCCAAUGAUGGUCAACAUUCUGUUAGUUUAGUCAAUCAUUUACAUAUAAAAUUGACACAAUUUGAAAAUGUUAUUUUUCGACAAAGUCAUGAAUUUUUUACAGAAGAAUAUCAUGUAAAAGUACGAAAUGCUAUGUCAGCAUGUUUUGGUGAACAACUACCAAAUUUUCUUCCACACCCUGUUCUUAGACGUUUAAUAGGAGAAAAACUUGAUCAACUUUGGUCGGUAGCAAAUUUACUCAUCAAUGAAUGUUUUAAGAAAACAAUGAAUAUUUUAUCGGAAAAUGAUUGUGAAGAAUGUCAUGAUGACAUUUUACUAUUAAAAUUGUUGCCGAUUUUUCGUCGUAUUGCUAUUUCGUAUUUGAAUGAUAAGAAACAAACAGUGAAUGAUCAACUUAAAGAACUUAUUCGGUUAGAAAAACAUGAUCCGUAUACAUUGAAUAAUUAUUAUAUGGAGACAAUUUCUAAAUGUAAAGAGCAUUUAGCAGAAAAACGAGCGAAAAGUACAACAGAAAUGAAGAAAUCUUCAUCGACAACAGAUCAUGAUGAUAUACUAAUGUUUGACUCGAUCUCAAAUGAUGAUCAAGCAGUACAAGAUAUGUUAAUCAGUAUAUAUGCCUAUUGGAAAUUGUUAGCCAAACGUUUUAUUGAUUAUGCAGCACUAUCUUUACGUGCUGGAUGUGUUUUUGACGUAUGUAGUGGUAUAGGAGAUCGUUUAAGACAAUUGCCUAUUAAACAAAAUGAUUUUGUUGAUACACAUCUGGCUGAAGACACGUUCAUUAGGAAUAAACGAAAACAAUUACAACAAACAAAAGAACGAUUGGAGAAAGUUUAUGCAAUACUUGGUGGCGAUUCUAUCACUGUGGAUGAUAAUGACACAUUGACGAAUAUGGAACCAAUGGGAUGUGAUACAACCAUGACUUUGGAUGAACUUUCAGAAAGCCUCUCUCGUGCUAGUAAACAUAAGACUAUUAACUCUUCAACUGUUACAGUGAACAAUUUGGUUACUGAACUAAGUUGGUUGCAGCCACAGACGGUUCCUACUAAUUCGAUACACAUCACAACGGCUGGAAGUGUUGACAGACGUUAA